AUGGUGAAAACUCGUGGAGCUUCCUCUAAGAAGACCCCUGCUUCUCAAUCCAGAAAGGUGUUGUCUCCAUCGCCUCCUCCAUCUGUGUCAACGGCGCCUCUAUCUGUUCCAGCACCAGCCACAUUUGUUGGGAAAACUCCCAAAUCCAAGGCAUGCAAGAAGGUGUUCUCCCUCUCUACUGAACAACCCAUGGUGUUUCCUGAUAUCACAGCUGAUAUUGUCGACGUUGCACCACCAUCUGAAGUGGUGGUGCCCUCUCGAGCCAAGAACCUAUCUCCUCUUCCGAUUGAAUCGUCUUUGACGGCUAGGGCAAAAUCAAAAUCUGUUUCAUCCUCUUCAAAAGCUGCUGCUACUGGGUUACUCAAGCUGCCCAUGAAGCUGAGCCAGUCUAAGAAAAAUUAUGUGGCUCCAAAAAGAAAAUUGGGGUUGAACUCGUCUUCUUCCCCCUUGACUGCUGCCAAAAAAAUAUUGAAGGCUCAUCCCCCUUCUCCGUCUUCCUUCGAAUCUGGCCCUGAGGAAGCAAAAUCUGAGUCUGAAGCAACACAUGAUACCACCUUAUCUGAUGAAUAUGUUCCUGACAAUGCAAAAUCUGAGGCCGAUUCUGAUGAGCCAGAACAAGAAGACAUUGUCUGUGUAAAUUUCAAACCUUAUUCUUCAACUUUUUGUUAUAAUGACAAUGCUCGUGAUAUGGUUCUCUAUGCUCAAAGGAAAUUUCUCAUUGAGAGAAAUUAUGUCUUGAGUGACCGUCGGCCUUAUGGUGUGCUAACAAUGCUUCAAGAUCGAAAAUGGACAGGUUCUUUGGUUAAAUUUACUGGUUUCGUGGAUAGAAUAGUCAAGGAAUUUUUUGCCAAUCUUACUAAUGAAAUUAUUGAACCUAAAUCUCCUCUGUAUUGUAAAGUGUUUGUUAGGGGCCAUUGGUUCUCUUUUUCUCCACAAGAUAUUGCCCAUGCUUUGCAUCUUCCUCUUGAUGUUGAGGAUGAUGAUGAUCCUGCCUCUCUUGACAAGGAUGCGGUUAUCACUGAAUUAGUAGGGAAAAAAAUGGUAUGGCCAUCUAAUACAGUCAUCUCGGUCACUAAUCUCACCUACACUUAUGUUUUUCUCCAUAAGUUUGCCACAACGAAUUGGAAACCAACUUCUCACACCGCAACUAUCUCCUUUGACAUAGCCUCUUUUUUGUACAAAGUGGGGGCCGGAAUUGGUAUAAACUUGGCUAUGUUCAUCCAUGAUCAAAUCAUUGAAUUUCGAAAAGGUAAUAGGAGAAACUUGAAUCUUCCUUUUCCUCAAGUUAUUUAUAAAGUUUUGAGUAUGCAGAAAAAAGAUCUCCAGCGUGAUCAAGAAGACUUGGUGGCUCCCACUACUGCUCCUUCCUACAAGGCCUCUGCUCCACCUAAUGAAGCCACUGAUGCUCCAUCAACCAAGAAAGUCAAGCCCCAAUCUCUGAAGUUUGCCUCGGAUGACAUUCCUCAUGCAUCCUCCUUUGUUCCCACAGAUUCAGGACUUGUUGCUACAGAACUAGUUGCUGUUCGAGCCUCUGUUGAUUCUUUGGCUUCUCGAGUGAUGUCGAUUGAAGGACUGCAUCGUUCUGUGUUGGAUGCUGUUCAAACUCUAUCCAAGGAUCCAGUCGUUUAG
This is a messenger RNA of Humulus lupulus (European hop), 1629 nucleotides long. RefSeq lists its product as uncharacterized. NCBI's taxonomy places the organism in Eukaryota, Viridiplantae, Streptophyta, Magnoliopsida, Rosales, Cannabaceae. The record is from RefSeq and is a predicted model, not a curated record. The transcript is spliced from 2 exons. The coding region runs from base 1 to 1629 and encodes 542 amino acids.